AUGUCUCUGUUACCACUGCUGUUCGACGAAUCUCUGUUUGCUCCAAGGAGAUGCGAGCCUCCUCAAAGGACGUGGGUCGGCAUCUUGGACGAUGAUCUCUAUAGGCCAGUAGCUAGACAACAUCAGGAUUAUUUGAGGAAUCUGAACGCUGCUCUUCAAGACUCUUUGGGUGCCAAUGUUUCGCUAGAUAAGAACAAGUUCCAAGCCAAUUUUGAUGUCCAGCACUUCAAACCUGAGGAGAUCUCUGUCAAAUUGAAUGACAAUGUAGUUACCAUCGAAGGAAAACAUGAAGAGAAGCCAGAUGAACAUGGUCACAUCUUCAGGCACUUUGUCAGGAAGUACACCCUUCCAAAAGACUGCGAUGUAUCCCGAUUGGAGUCGAAACUGUCUUCAGACGGAGUCUUGAGUCUUUCUGCACCUCGAACCUGCGGAGACAAACCUAGCGAGAUAAGCAUUCCCAUUAUCAAGACUGGUCAAACAGCGAACUCCAUUGACCAAAAACAAGGCAAGAAGAAGUAA
Molecule: messenger RNA, 519 nt
Organism: Acanthoscelides obtectus
Lineage: Eukaryota; Metazoa; Arthropoda; Insecta; Coleoptera; Chrysomelidae
Source: the annotation of a GenBank genome assembly